Messenger RNA from Aspergillus terreus NIH2624, 345 nucleotides. RefSeq names its product mitochondrial 37S ribosomal protein bS16m. The coding region runs from base 1 to 345 and encodes 114 amino acids. Gene Ontology annotation, molecular function: structural constituent of ribosome. The transcript is spliced from 2 exons. Gene Ontology annotation, cellular component: ribosome; mitochondrial small ribosomal subunit. NCBI's taxonomy places the organism in Eukaryota, Fungi, Ascomycota, Eurotiomycetes, Eurotiales, Aspergillaceae. Gene Ontology annotation, biological process: mitochondrial translation. The record is from RefSeq and is a predicted model, not a curated record.
AUGGUCGUUCGCAUUCGUCUGGCCCGCUUCGGGAACAAGCAUCAGCCGAUCUACAACGUUGUCGUGGCGCAAGCCCGGUCGGCCCGCAACUCCAAACCCCUCGAGGUCAUCGGCACCUUCAACCCGGUCCCGCAGCGCCCAACGAACCUCUCGGACGAGGAAGCCCGACACGCGCGCGCAUACAAGGAGGUGUCGCUCGACCGAUCCCGAGCCAAGUACUGGCUGGGAGUGGGGGCGCAGCCAAGCGACUCGGUGUGGAAGUUGUUGAGUCUGGUAUGUUAUUUGCCAUCGGCGCUACAGGGAGGGAUGAAUGCUGACGGUGUCGCUACAGGCUGGAUUGGUUGA